This is a messenger RNA of Nothobranchius furzeri (turquoise killifish), 7256 nucleotides long. It is a transcript of the gene tlr9, whose product is annotated as toll-like receptor 9. Gene Ontology annotation, cellular component: plasma membrane. NCBI's taxonomy places the organism in Eukaryota, Metazoa, Chordata, Actinopteri, Cyprinodontiformes, Nothobranchiidae. The record is from RefSeq and is a predicted model, not a curated record. Gene Ontology annotation, molecular function: protein binding; pattern recognition receptor activity. Gene Ontology annotation, biological process: positive regulation of interleukin-6 production; defense response to virus; toll-like receptor signaling pathway.
UUCUGAUUUGAAAGGAUUUUUAAAAUCAUAUAAAACAACUUCCUAGUUGCAGCAGUAGCUGGUGUAUGUUCUGAAAUAAGCUCCUAUGUUAGGAACUAAUACUGGGCUCUGUGGUAACACAAGCAACAGCCUGGGACUUCUAAAAAUUAGGGUUUUCUUACCUUUCAAUGUAAUUAUAUCAGAAAUGUCACAGUUUGUAAAACAUGCAGCAUUUUAUAAACCCUUGAGGUGGAGUUGGUCCUGAUGUCCCUUGUGAAUACGACUAACAGUACGUGACGCGGUUUGAAGCAAGCUGCCAGAUACGUUACCAAAUACUUUCACUUCUGCAUGUACUUGGAUCCUGUUUCUUUUCACUGCACAAACGUUUAAACGCUCAUCUGGACCUGUGCUCUCUCCAUUUGGACUUUAAGACAGUUUUUCUUUUAAUUGUUGAAGUUUUUCUAUCCUGCUUUUGCUAUGGCUCUGAUGGAAAUUAUCCUCAUCUUCAGUCAGUUUCUAACAUUAGGAAGGACGUUAAGUACCAUUUUUUUUCCAUGUGAUGCAGAUGAGAAAUCCAACUUUGUGGACUGCUCCAGCAGACCUCUCAAGCACAUUCCCCUCAUAAGGUCCAACACUGUGUCUGGGAUUGAUUUGAGUCGUACUAAAAUAGACUUCGUGAGCAACCAUGCCUUCACAGGUGUCCCAAACCUAAACACUCUGAUAUUAAUGGGCAAUUGUCAGCCAGGCAACCUGAGAACCCUGGAUCAAGACCAAUGCAAACUGGAGAUCUACCCUGAUGCCUUCAAACACCUGACAAAUCUCACAUCUCUGUAUCUGUCAGGAAAUAGCCUCACCUCCAUACCUUUGUUACCAGAAAGUUUACAAAUUCUUGAUCUGCAGAAUAAUCACAUUUUUAAUAUCUUUGUGCCUUUAAAUACCCCAAUUCUCGAAGUUCUGUUACUUACCAAAAACUGCUUUUAUGCAAACCCUUGUAACCAAUCCCUUUUCAUAAAUGAGACUGUUUUCAGAGAGCUCCCUAAGCUUAAAAAUCUUACACUGGGGUAUGACAAUUUGACUGCUGUCCCAAAGUGGUUGCCACCUUCACUUGAGCUACUUGAUUUAAGGGAGAAUACAAUCACGGAGGUCCCAGAAAAAGCAUUUGCCUACCUGACUAACCUCAAGUCCCUGAAUAUGGAGUGGAAUUGUCAGCGAUGUGACCAUGCAGCAAGACCCUGCUUUCCAUGCCCACAAAAUCUCCCUUUGAAGUUGCAUCCAAACUCCUUUUAUUGUGAAAACAGCUCCUUGCUCUACCUCAGCUUAAGAGGGAAUUCACUGAAAACAUUUCCCGAGGGCCUUUUCACACCGCUGAAGAAUUUAAAACGAUUGGACAUCUCUGACAACCUUCUGUCAUAUGCUAUACGAAACGGCACUUUUUUCAGAGAGUUGACAAACCUCACUUGGAUUAGCCUCAUCUAUAACUACGAACCUCUGAAGACCUUUCCAGAGCUGGUCCUCUCCCCUUAUAUUGGAAAUAUAUCUGGUCUGGAAGCUAUUUUGCUGAGUGGUAACUUUUUCCACACAAUUCCCGAUAAAACCUUUGAAGUUUUGUCCCAACUUGAGCAUCUUCAACUACUGGAACUGAGAAUGAAUUUCAUAAUCACUUUUAACUUGGCCUCAUUGAAGAAGUUAUCGUCUCUCACUUACGUAGUCCUCUCCCAAAACAUGCUUAAUUUUCUGCCAUGCUGCUCAGAAUCAUCAUUUGGGUUUGCGGUACCAGGCGGCUGUCAGAACCAUAACUUGCAUAUAGAUCAUUUCCAGGACAAGCCUGCUAUGAUAAUUGACAGAGAGCCAACUUCUACAAGGGAUGUCUGGGAAUCUAACGAGCCAAACGUUAAGGAAAUAAAGGAAGAUGUGUGUAAGACUCCAUCUCUGUGGAACCAAAGAUCCAUUUACUGUAAAAAUUAUUUGACAUUUGACCUUUCUCAAAAUGAUAUUUUAGCUCUUAAGGAAAAUGUGUUUGAAGGAAUGGAAAAUGUGGUUUGUUUAGACCUCUCUUUCAAUUACAUGAACCAGAGGUUGAGAGCUGGCCUGUUUGACAAAAUGAAAAACUUGAUUUUCCUUAAUAUGUCUUACAAUAGGCUUGAUUUUUAUGACAAAGAUAUCUUCAGUGAACUUAGAUCAACACUGAAGCUCUUAGAUGUUAGUAACAAUGACUUUCAUUUUAAAAUGAGGGGCAUGGGCCAUCGGUUUGAGUUUCUACAAAAUCUGACUGAGUUAGAGGUGCUAAGCCUGGCAAACAAUGGCAUUGGGACACGGAUAGAUUCAAGGCUGAUCAGCAGUUCUUUGAAGUACCUUUACUUUAAUGGUAAUAAUCUUGACAUUAUGUGGGGUUCCGACAACAAUAAGUACACUUAUUUUUUCCAAAAUCUGACAAAACUUGAAUACCUUGACAUAUCGGACAAUCAUUUGCAGUCAGUAUCACCAGAAGUGCUUUGUAACCUCCCAGUUAGCCUUAACAGUCUGCGAAUCAGCACCAAUUACCUGACAUAUUUCCCCUGGCAAAAUAUCUCAUUUCUUAGCAACCUACGCCACCUGGAUCUGAGUUAUAACAUCCUAAGUGAUUUGAUUGCCGAAGCAAUACAAUUUGGGGACAAGUUUUUACAUCUGGACCUCAGUCACAAUCUCCUUACUUCCAUUCCAGAUAAUUUCUUUAGUGAAGCAAAGUCCUUGCAGUGCUUGUUUCUGAGUCACAAUCAGAUUAAAGAGUUGAACCACCAGCAUCUCCCUGCUCCCUUUAUAAAUGGCAGCCACCUUCAGAUCCUCACCCUGGAUAACAACCCCUUUAAAUGUGAUUGCAAUACAUCCUGGUUUGCUGAUUACUUGCGCACCACUGCAGUAAAGAUUCCUCAUUUAACAACACACGUGUGCUGUGAAUUCCCAGAGUCACAGCAAGGACAGGUUCUACUAUCUAUGGACCAGCGUUCCUGCCAGGAUAUCUAUGGAAGCUUAAGCUUCUUUGUGUCUUCUUUCUUGGCUGUGGCAUUUACCAUUCUUCCUCUGCUGAAGCAUCUCUAUGGCUGGGAUGUCUGGUACUGCUUGCAAGUGUUCUGGGCAGGACUCAAAGGCUACUCCCAGUUGCCUGGUAUUGAUUCAGGUCAUCACUAUGAUGCUUUUGUAGUGUUUGACACUGGGAAUGUGGCUGUGAGGGACUGGGUUUACACUGAGAUGACUGCUAAUCUGGAAAACGCAGGCAACAGGAGGUUUCAACUUUGCUUGGAAGAAAGAGACUGGGUUCCUGGCCUUUCGUGUAUCGACAAUCUACACAAUGCUGUACACAACAGUGUGAAGACGGUGUUUGUACUGUCCAGGGGUGCAAAUGGAUGUGAGGUGGUAAACGGUGUGACCCGCCAAGCUUUCUUCAUGGUUCAGCAGAGGCUUCUAGAUGAGAAGGUUGAUGCAGCUGUACUGGUUCUGCUGGAUGAAAUGUUUCCGAAACUGAAGUACCUCCAGCUGAGGAAGAGACUGUGCCGGAAGUCUGUUUUGUCCUGGCCGAGAAACCCAAGGGCUCAACCUCUUUUCUGGAAUCGAAUGAGGAUGGUACUGUCAUCUGAUAACCUCAAGCAUUAUGACAACAACAUAAGUGAAAGUUUUAUUUGAUUUUUAUUAUGUCACAUUCUCCCAGUGUAUUUCCUACUGUGAUACUUUUUCUUUGUGUGCAAUGUUCCAUCCAGUCUUUACCUAUUGUACGGCGCUUUGUGAUGUCCUUAUCUGUGAAAGGUGCUUUAUGAAUAAGUUUUACUUACUCGAUUUUCCUUCAGUCGAAAUAACUUGUAAAAUGUCUAGUUUUUAAAAUGACCUCAGUUUGACAAAUACAAAGUAAAAGUGCUGAUUUUAUUUCUCAUUUUUCAUGUUUCACUUUGUUAUACUGGUGAAAAAACACUUAUUCGUUACGCCUCCUGAUUUGGACCUCAGCAGUAAAGAUUGUUCUUUUUAUUUUGUGACAUCAAAAAUGGGAUUUUGUUACAUUUACAUUUUUACAAGUAUUUUUAAAACUGAAUAAUCUUACCUUUAAACAUGGUCUGAAGUUGUUGAAACAGUGUUUCAGAAACACUGUUAUUACACAAUAAACUUUGCUCUUGACAAAACCAGUUCCUUGUACAUUUAACAAAAAUAUUAUAGUACAAUGCGCCUGCACAAUCCACCCACUUGUUUGAAUUUUUCACUUCUCUUUGCUUUGAUGCAAAGAGGAAAUGAAACUUGGAAGUCUUCUAAGUUACAGGUCAAUAACAACAUCAUCAACUGCUAUUUAAGCCUAACAUCGCCUGUUAUUCUGAAUAAAUUGUUAAGCAAUGCUAAAGGUCUACAGGCAGGUGGAGGAGAUUCCUUUUUACUGUAACAAGUCAAAUCAAAUGUUAAAAGUCACAAGUUCUCACAAGCCUAUAGCCUACAGAUGAUGAGUUUGCAUCUUAGUUUCACUUUUGCCUCAUGAUGGCUCCACUUGAGAAACAGAAUAUCUUUUCUGGGGUUGAAACUAGUUUUCUGUUGUGUUUUUGAUGAAUAAAGCAAAGGUGAAAUUAACUGAUAUCUCCUGUCUAGUUGAUGUAUGACAUGGAGCUUUACUAAAUUUGUGGUGAAUUUUCAGUGGCACCCACAAAGGCCACCCUUAUAAAUUAGUCACCCAUCAGAUACUUUAAGUGCAUAAUACUGUUUGCUGAGAAGGGCUUUAAGAAAAUAAAAAUAAAACAUGCUUCAGUGAGUUUAGACUUCUUGAACUGGUUUUAUUAGGAAGGGUCUUGAAUUUGCUCCCAUAGCUGUUAUUUGUGUUUUGUGCGGUCAUUCUCCAUUAUUUAUUUAUUUAGUACUAAGUAUACCUCAGUUGUGAAUAUUGUCAGUGUUACUAUUAUUUGUUACCAUAGUUGGAAUUCAAUGCUAAACCUAACAUAAGUAUGCCACACUGGUUAACCUUUUAAAUCUGUAUUGAAAUAUUACACUUAAUGUAUGUUGGGUUAGAAAAUGAGGAUUAUUAUUUUCGCUUAUGCAAAUAGCAGUGAAGCAGACAGAUAAUGUUAUGUGUAAAUGAAGGUGGAAUUAAAUAUAUCAUCUUCCCACUUCUUUUCAGGAAUUAAUGUUCAUUAUCUAAAACAUGAAAAUAUUUUGGAGGUGGAUUAUCACCUAGAUCCGUGGCUCCCAACCCCUUUACUUAUGUCCAAGAUGAGCCAGGACCCCCCAACCCUUACCCCCACACACAUCAAGUGAUUAAUUACAAACUUCAUACAGAUAUUCAGUUAUAACUAAUACAGAAUUUUGAUCACACUAUUGGGUGUGUUAUUGGGAUUUUAUAAGUGUAAUGCUUACAAUAUAAUCUGUGUAAUCUUGCAACCUUAGCACAGACAAAAUAUUGAGGAUUCCCUUAUCGAAAUAGAUGGAAAAUGCCUGGAAUGAAACAAUUAAAUAAAAAGUCCCAUUGCACAAAAUACUUCCAUAAAAUAGGAAACUAAAAUUGGCCUUUGUGGUUUUUAAAAGGCUCAUUAUGGGUGUUGUCUCACCAGAGGAAGAUGGUUAUUUGAGCCCUGAAGAAGUUACUAUCACUUAUUUGUUUGCCUAACAGUCACCCCCAUCUCAAGGCCGGAUUAACCAUGUGGGCAACUGGGCAAUUGCCCAGGGGUCCACGAACUCUAAAGGGCCCAGGGCAGCAAGGGCACGAGCAAAAUACUGUAUCUGUAGUCUCCCACUUUGUAUUAAACUAGGGUGACCAUACGUCCUCUUUUCCCCGGACAUGUCCACUUUUCACUCUCCGUCCGGCGUGGUUCUUGUAUUGAUGAAAAUGUCCGGUUUUUCAUCCAGGAGCAGGGAUCGAAUUAUGGGGGAGCUGGAUAUCCUACACAUCCAGGGGAGCCAGAAAAUUUUUUUCUACCUAUAUUACAUCAUUUAUGGACUCUUUUCAGCAGAGAGCGGCAGAGUGAUGAUCGUUGGUGUGCAGCGCUCCAGGCUGCAGUGUCCUGCUCACGGUCCAUUCUCAAAGUGGCGCAACCAAAAAACUAUAAUUAACACACGAUUGUUCAUGUCCGCACAUGUUCUCUACUUUCUGUCUUAUUCGUGCCUGAAGAGCUCUGCUACUGCGGAGCUCAUCACCUGUGCUGCGGUGAUUUCACCUCACUGACGCAGCAUUGAAACGCGCACUCCGCUUUGCGUUCAGGAGAUCCCUUUGAUCUGCUCAAAAGUAACUGAUGAGGUGAAAAAGUAAGAAUCCAGGCAGCAGUUUUUGUGGAGAGUUUAGAGGAGAUGCAGGAAGAUGAGAGACACACAGGACAGGAAAAUAGUUAAAUAAAAACAAGAAAACAAAACAAAGUGUUGAAAAGUAAAAUAAGUAGAUUUAUCUCCACUACAUGUUUUUACCUGUAUUAAACAAUAAAUUAUACACAUGUAAUAUUUAUACAUUUUAUGCGGUUCAGAUCACCUUCAAAACUCAGUCGCACACCCAGGGCUGUUUCAAGGCAUUUCAGUUCAAAGAGACUUUAUUAAUCCCAGAAGGAGAUUUUUAUUCAGAGACCAGACAUACAUAGGCAAAGACACAUGACAGGAAUUGGUGACAGUGGUCAUUCACAACCUGAGUUGCGCUACCUUAAUAGAGAACAGAGGGGUUACGUGAUGAUUGGAUCAGGUGGAGGAAAAAAAGGCACUUCAGAGUUACCUGUCAUGUUCCUGGGCAGAGGUGAGUCACACCAUCUCCUCUCACCAGACUCUGAGCUAAUUCUCCACAGGUGAGGAGCAGGGGGAGCGGCAGCUGCAGGAGAUUUCCCAAUCAGGGACGCGGGUUCAAAAGGAGGAUGGAGACACAUCACUUUGCCGGAUGAUUGCACCAGUUUAGGUAGCACCAGCCACUCGACUCUGAACUUUGAUCUUGUUAAUUCGUGUUUUGACUCGCCUUCGACUAGUGGAUUUAUGACCUUGGAUUGUAUUUUGGAUUUGGAAUUGGAUAAUCCCUUACGCCUGUUUUUGUCUCGCUCAGGAUCAUCUCAUCAUCUACUCACCCUCGCUGUCUUCGUUUUCUGGAACAUACUCAUCACGUCCCAUCCUCCUCCGCCGUUCCUGUUUGGCUUUCCCUCUGCUACCUCACCCCUCCUGGAUCUCUCAUCCUCUGCCCAGCGUCCUCACCGGCUUCCCCUCCUCUCCUGAUUAACCUGAGCACCUCAGAGACUCGAGCCGUAUUGCUCAUCCCACAGGACUUCCCUGUGCGGUUUCAGUUCCCGUUUUUAUAAUAAAGACAUUUUACUUUA